AUGGCUCGUGCACCACAGGGAAUGCCUGAUUUAAGUAAUGCAAUUGUUGCGCAAGAUGAAAUGGGUAGACCGUUCAUUAUAGUGAGAGAUCAAGGUAAAAAGGAAAGAAAACACGGAAUUGAAGCAACAAGAUCACAUAUUCUUGCAGCUAGAUCAGUGGCAUCUAUUGUCAAGACAUCAUUGGGACCUAGAGGUCUUGAUAAGAUUUUGAUAAGUCCAGAUGGUGAAAUCACUAUUACAAAUGACGGUGCUACAAUUUUAUCCCAAAUGGAUUUGGAAAACCAAAUUGCCAAGUUAUUAGUCGAGUUAUCCAGAUCACAAGACGAUGAAAUUGGAGAUGGUACUACUGGAGUUGUGGUAUUAGCAAGCGCAUUAUUGGAUCAAGCCUUAGAGUUGAUUGAUAAAGGUAUUCACCCAAUCAAGAUCGCAAAUGGAUUCGACGAGGCAUGCAGAAUUGCCGUUGAACAUUUGAACACCGUGGCUGAUAAUAUAUUGAUAGAGGACAAGGAAAAUCUUUUAAGAGCAGCAAAAACAUCUCUUGGAUCAAAAAUAGUUUCCAAAGCCCAUGACCAUUUUGCCAAUAUGGCUGUUGAUGCUGUUUUGGAAGUUGCUGAUUUGGAUAGAAAGGAUGUCGAUUUUGAAUUAAUCAAAAUGGAAAAGAAAGUCGGUGGUUCAAUUGAAGAUUCCUCGUUGAUUAAAGGUGUUUUAUUGGAUAAAGACUUUUCUCACCCACAAAUGCCAAAAGAAGUGAGAGAUUGCAAAAUUGCUAUUUUGACCUGUCCGUUUGAACCGCCCAAACCAAAAACCAAACACAAGUUGGAUAUUUCCACUGUAGAAGAGUUUAAGGUUUUACAAGAAUACGAACAGAAAAAGUUCCAAGAAAUGAUAGAUGCAGUGAAGCAAUCAGGAGCAAAUGUUGUUGCCUGUCAAUGGGGUUUCGACGACGAAGCCAACCACUUGCUUUUAGCCAACGGAUUAAACGCCAUAAGAUGGAUUGGUGGCUCAGAACUAGAAUUAUUGGCUAUUGCUACAAAUGGUCGUAUUGUUCCUCGUUUUGAGGAUUUAACCGCUGAUAAGUUAGGUACCGCUGGUGUCAUUAGGGAGUUGGAGUUUGGAACCACCAAGGACCGUAUGUUGGUUAUUGAAGAAUGCUCAAAUACAAAAGCUGUGACUUGUUUUAUUAGAGGAUCAAAUGAAAUGAUUGCUGCUGAAGGUAUUAGAGCAUUACACGAUUCUCUUUGUGUUGUGCGUAACUUGGUGAGAGAUAGCAGAGUUGUUUACGGUGGUGGGGCUGCCGAGUUGACAUGUUCAUUGGCAGUUUCUGAGGCUGCGGACAGACAAAAGGGUAUUGAUCAGUAUGCGUUCAGAGCGUUUGCAACAGCCUUAGAUACGAUUCCCAUGACAUUGGCCGAGAAUUCCGGUUUAGAUCCAAUUGAAACUUUAUCAGCUUUGAAAUCCAAGCAGGUUAACGAGAACUCGUCACAUUUAGGUGUUGACUGCCUUGGUAAGGGAACUAAUGAUAUGAAGGAAUUAUUCGUCAUUGAUCCAUUGAUCGGAAAGAGACAACAAUUGUUAUUGGCCACCCAAUUAACGAGAAUGAUUUUAAAAAUAAAUGAUGUUAUCAUUAGCGGAAAGGAUGAGUAUUAG
Messenger RNA from Candida dubliniensis CD36, 1647 nucleotides. RefSeq names its product chaperonin-containing T-complex subunit (gene CCT5). Bases 1 to 1647 code for a protein of 548 amino acids. The transcript has a single exon. Gene Ontology annotation, molecular function: ATP-dependent protein folding chaperone; ATP hydrolysis activity; ATP binding. The record is from RefSeq and is a predicted model, not a curated record. NCBI's taxonomy places the organism in Eukaryota, Fungi, Ascomycota, Pichiomycetes, Serinales, Debaryomycetaceae. Gene Ontology annotation, cellular component: chaperonin-containing T-complex. Gene Ontology annotation, biological process: protein folding.